Copidosoma floridanum is the source of this 4686-nucleotide messenger RNA. RefSeq names its product Shaker cognate b (gene Shab). Gene Ontology annotation, biological process: action potential; potassium ion transmembrane transport; protein homooligomerization. Gene Ontology annotation, molecular function: protein binding; delayed rectifier potassium channel activity. Gene Ontology annotation, cellular component: membrane; voltage-gated potassium channel complex. The record is from RefSeq and is a predicted model, not a curated record. NCBI's taxonomy places the organism in Eukaryota, Metazoa, Arthropoda, Insecta, Hymenoptera, Encyrtidae.
CCCUCGUCUCGGCUCGUCCGAUGCUCAAGGACAACAAGUUGAGGUACGAGGGCGAGGGCGGCGGGCCGGGCCCCGGUGCAAUCGGCGACUCCAGUACCACCACCAACAACAACAGCAACAGCAACAACAACAACAGCAACAGCAACAACAACAACAACAACAACAACAACAACAGCAGCAGCAGCAGUGGCCAGCAGCAACAAUGUCAGUCCCAGCAGCAGGCCGCCUUCGGCAGCUUUGGCGACGUGGUCGGACCGGGCGCCGCCGUAUCCUACUUCCCCGGCGGCGCGGCGCUGCUCGCAGCGGCAACUGCCGCCAAGGAGGCGGCCCCGAUGACGGCAGCGGCGUCGGUCCUCCAGCCUCAGCAGCAGCAGCAACAAAACGAGCAGCAGCCAGUCGGGCCGGUGACGACGACCAACCAUCCUACGAGCGGCACGAAAGAGGUGCGGUACGCCGGUGCGUUCCCGGUGGUUGGUGGUCCGCCGGCGUUGCCGCUAGAGGCGUGUCCCGGGCUGCCGCCGAGUGGAGCGCUGCCGGCGCCGCUGCCGCCGCCGCUGCCCCCUGGCGGUCAGCUGCCGUUGGAGCUGCAGCAGCAGCGGGGCUUCUCCCAGUCGAUGAGCUCGUUGCCGCCCGAGCCUUUUAUGAUCAUGCAGUCGAAGGCACUGAAUCGACGGGUCUCCAUAAACGUGGGUGGGGUGAGGCACGAGGUGUUGUGGCGCACCCUGGAGAGGCUGCCCCACACGAGGCUCGGCCGGUUGAGGGAUUGCAACACCCACGAGGCCAUAAUCGAGAUUUGCGACGAUUACUCGCUCAUCGACAACGAGUACUUCUUCGACCGGCAUCCAAAAUCGUUCAGCUCGAUCCUCAAUUUUUAUCGCACGGGCAAGCUGCACAUCGUCGACGAGAUGUGCGUGCUCGCGUUCAGCGACGAUCUCGAGUAUUGGGGCGUCGACGAGCUCUAUCUGGAGAGUUGUUGCCAGCACAAGUACCAUCAGCGCAAGGAGCACGUGCACGAGGAGAUGCGCAAGGAGGCGGAGUCCCUGAGGCAGAGGGACGAGGAGGAGUUUGGGGACGGCAAGUGCGCCCAGUACCAAAAAUAUCUCUGGGACCUGCUUGAAAAGCCGACCACGUCGAUCGCCGCGAGGGUGAUAGCUGUGAUAUCGAUCUUGUUUAUCGUAAUGUCGACGAUCGCCCUGACCCUGAACACGAUACCGAGCAUGCAAGUGUACGACAAGGACGGCGCCUUGCAGGACAAUCCCCAACUGGCGAUAGUCGAGGCGAUCUGCAUAACCUGGUUCACGCUCGAGUACGUGCUGCGCUUCAGCGCCUCGCCCGACAAGUGGAAGUUCUUCAAGGGCGGUCUCAACAUCAUCGAUCUUCUCGCCAUAUUGCCGUACUACGUCUCGAUAUUCCUCGUCGAGACCAACAAAAACGCGACCGACUCGUUCCAGGACGUCCGUCGGGUCGUCCAGAUAUUCCGUAUAAUGAGGAUACUGAGGAUAUUGAAACUCGCGCGGCACUCGACGGGCUUGCAAAGCCUCGGCUUUACGUUGCGCAACUCGUACAAGGAGCUCGGUCUGCUGAUGCUCUUUCUCGCCAUGGGGGUGCUCAUAUUCUCGAGUCUGGCCUAUUUCGCGGAAAAAGAGGAACCGGGGACCAAAUUCAUAAGCAUUCCCGAGACGUUCUGGUGGGCGGGCAUUACCAUGACCACCGUCGGCUACGGCGACAUUUACCCCACCACGGCGUUGGGCAAGGUCAUCGGUAGUGUGUGUUGUAUAUGCGGUGUCCUGGUAAUCGCGUUGCCCAUUCCCAUUAUCGUUAAUAAUUUCGCCGAGUUCUACAAGAACCAGAUGAGGCGGGAGAAGGCGCUCAAGAGGCGCGAGGCUCUGGAGAGGGCCAAGCGUGAGGGAAGCAUCGUCUCGUUUCACCACGUCAAUCUCAGGGACGCCUUCGCCAAGAGCAUGGACCUCAUCGAUGUCAUCGUCGACACGGCUCGAAUCGCGAACGGGAUUGUCGACCGAGGUCACAACAUGUCGGGCGUCGACGGGAACAGCACCGAGGGCGAGUCGGCGUGCGAGCGGGGCCCAGCCCAAACGGGAGCCGGCUGCUACAAGAACUACGACCACCAGUACGGGCCCACGGCGAAGCACAAGCGCAGCAACUCGUCCUCGUGCUUCCCUAAUCUGCAAAACGAUCUGUCCAACACCCCAGACAGCCCGAGCAGGCGGCUACUCGACUUCGCCCAGAACAUAUCCAGCAACCAGGCGGACCAUUAUUAUCAAGACCAAACGCCCGCGCAACAGCUCAACCAGUCCGUCACUACGCCCAGCGAAGAGGACAAAAAAGAUAGAAGAAAAACCAAGCAGGAAAUCGACAAAAUCGAGAAAGUAGACGAAUAUCCGAGCGAAUUCGAGUGUUGCUUUUGUACAACAAAGGAGUACAAAGAGUACAGGGACGCGGAGGACAUCAUGCCCCUGGGAACAAGGAACUUUCGGAGCACCGUCUGCCACGAUCUCGGCAGAUCCCACCAGCGCGAGGGCAGCGUGGUCGACCAGACGACCGCGGCGCUGUUCAGUGCCGAGAUGCAGCAGCAGUUCCAGCAGUUCCAGCAGCACCAACUGCAGCAGCAGCUCUUGCAGUACCAGCAGCAGCAGCAGCAGAAACAAUUGCAGCAGCUGCACCAGCGAGCCAUGGCCGCGGCCCAGCAGCAUCAGCUGCAGCAGCAGCGACAGGCGGCGGAAGCCGCGGCCAACAACAAGGGCAGUUACAACGAACGGGGCAGCGUAGACAGCUCCGACACGUACGCCAGUUGUCAGACGCAUCCCUUCUACUCCGAGAGCGACUUGACGGAGGAGGCCGACAGCAACAACCUUUACGUUAACCCACUGGAGGGUAACGACAAGGGCCAGCGCUCGAGCAAUGGCUGCGUGAAAAAAUCCGUCUCCGGCGAAAUAGCCCACGUCGCCCUCAAUGUAUCGCCCAGUAUCGAGUCCCUCAAGGAAAUCAACACCCCUGGCAAGUCCGGCAAACUGGCUGGUGAGCCCAUGUUACCAAAGCACCGGAAGUCCCGUAUCCAACAGAGCGCGCAGCGACAGCGCGUCCCGUUCUCGGCGACGAGUGGCACGGACUCGAGCGGCUCGUCAACCUUACGCGAGGACUUCACAGGUGGCAAGGAAGACAACAACAAGUUCCAACACCAGCAGCAACAACAAUACGGCACUGCGGCAGCGAAUAUCAUCGGCGGAAGCGGUAUAGGAAGCAGCUCGCUUGGAGGCGGGGGAGGAGGUGGUGGUGGCCUAAGGGGCGGCCGAGCCUCCCAAUUCGCCCCGGUCAACAGUCUUGCCUCGGCGACGCGCACGAUAAACCACCACCUCUUCGGCACGAUCGCUAGUUCCAAGCACAACACCGGUAAGAGGGAAGGCACAAGUAAGCUAUCCCUGUCGACCGACUCGAUAGACGACUCAACGACUCCCUUCAUAGAACGGCAACGCACUUCUAAAUCGAUAUUAAAGAAGUCAGAGAGCAGCAAUAACUAUUAUAGCAAUGCCGGUGGUGACUCCGACACCGAGAAGCUCAUAACUUCCUGCGACAAUACCAACACGUCCUCUUGUACCACCGCCUACGCUGGUGGGACGGCCAUGUGUGACAACGACAGCACCGGCCUCACACUACUGGGCGACGCUUUUCCCAACGUCUAUGAUCCGAGCGAGGACAAAAAUUUCAUUUCCAAGUUACCUAUGUCGCUGUUCUGUGACGCGAUGGAAGAGGAGAAGCAGGCGCGCGACGAGACGACGCAGGAGAACAAGAACAAGCGAGCGUACGAGGAGUUGCGCGCGCUCAAGCUCAAGCCACGCUUCAAGGACCCCCUGGACCAGCACUCCCGCGACAACCAGUCGAUACUGCUGACCUCCCUGAGGCCCCAGCACUCGACCAAGAGGCCGAGCCAAGAAAACGACAAGCGCCACUCGUCCACCGGCAAACCGAGUCUUCCUCAGGAUUACCGGUCGUAGCCUCCCCUGCUACGCUUGCUCACUGCUCGUCACUUCCUCGCCGAGUUACGCCUUCCUCUUCCCUUGCGCUUUCACGCCCCACUGUGUCACUAUUAUUAUUAUUGUACUUUAUUUUGAUACUCUCUCACCUGCAUUGUUUUUUAUUUCCCUUUGACGAGUUUCUUCUCUCUCUACCUCUUGAGUGAACUGAAUGUUAUGAUAAAGCGUCCGUAGGGUAGAUACUUUCUUUUUCACGACGUUGAUUCCAUAGUAGAUGUUUUGUAUGUGUGUUGUUUGUUGAAAAAGUGUCGCGUCGAAGAUGCUGUUACGGAUUAUUGCGAAAUUUUUGUACAAAAUGAGCAUUGUUAAAGAUAUUUUUCACGCUCAUCUGUUGACCUACUUUUUUAAUAUUUAGAGUUCCACUGCUUGCUUUUUACGAUUUUUAACUCCAAAAACGAACGAGACUUUUUUAUCGGAAAAACAAAGCUUUGACGAUGCGUUUAUUGUAACAUUCAUUUUGUUCAUUAGUAGAUAGAUGAACAUAUAGUAGUGCUGGCGAUUUUUUAUCAAACGUAUAUAAUAAUCAUUGAAAAAAAAAAAAUGCAAUUCGAAUUGUAUUGGAACUGGCGAGCUUUUAGAUAUAUAUGAAAAAAAAUCGUUCGAUUUAGAAUUAUUGUUGAAUCGUUGUAAAUAAUAA